Messenger RNA from Pelobates fuscus (common spadefoot toad), 1008 nucleotides. Its product is annotated as beta-1,3-galactosyltransferase 5-like. Gene Ontology annotation, cellular component: Golgi membrane. NCBI's taxonomy places the organism in Eukaryota, Metazoa, Chordata, Amphibia, Anura, Pelobatidae. The record is from RefSeq and is a predicted model, not a curated record. The transcript has a single exon. Gene Ontology annotation, molecular function: hexosyltransferase activity. The coding region runs from base 30 to 1007 and encodes 325 amino acids.
AACAGUGGUCACUUACUGGACCUUCUGAAAUGCCACUGAAACGCACAUAUUGUAUGAAACUCGUGCUGUGUGCUUUCUUCUGUCUCAUAUUGCUCUGGUUUCAGCUUCCUAGGUCACUUAUUGAUGGUCGAUGGAGUUCGAUCUUACCUUUCUUGUCCUCCAAAAAAACUGGGGUUGAUUUUUCAUCUUUGUUUUCAGAAGAUCUGCAAGAACCAAAAUGCCAGGACCACCAGGUCCUCAUGAUCUUAGUGACUUCCCAUCCGGGACACCGCAAAUCAAGGAAGGCAGUAAGAGAGACGUGGGCUGCGCCAGUCACAGAAGCAACCUACCCCUGGCAAGUUGUCUUUCUGAUUGGUCGUACAGUGGACAUUGAAUUGGACUGGCGUAUUCAUAAGGAGCAAGCGACUUACGGUGAUAUCCUGAUGGGCAACUACCUGGACACCUACCGAAAUCUUACGUUGAAAGUGAUGCAUGGGAUGAAGUGGGCAUCAGAAAGGUGUCAACCACAGUACAUUCUCAAAACAGAUGAUGACUGCUUUGUCAACACUGACCAUCUUCCUGCCUUUUUAGCCAAUCAUAACAUGGCCAAAACUGGUCUUUAUGUUGGCUCAGUGUUUCCCAGGGAGAAACGUAUGGUAACACGGGAUCACACCAGCAAAUGGUAUGUUUCACGACAACACUUCCAGCUGGAGUUCUACCCCCCGUACGCUAGUGGCAUUGGGUACAUUUUAUCUCUUGAUGUGACUCGAACAAUCCUGAAUGUGGCUGAGACUAUUCCACCAAUUCCAGUGGAAGAUGCCUACAUUGGGAUUUUGGCCAGGAGAGCUAAGAUAAAGCUCCUUCCAAGUUCGCGGUUCACCAAGUACAACAUAAAGUGGGGUAUCUGUAACUACCGGUACCUAAUGGUGAUUCACCAGCUGCUGCCAGGAGAUCAGGAAUUUGCCCAGAAAAAUGCACAGUGGGCAAGGACUCAUUGUGGGCAAAACACUGAGGUGACACAUUGGUAGU